This is a messenger RNA of Malus domestica (apple), 2612 nucleotides long. Its product is annotated as glutamine--fructose-6-phosphate aminotransferase [isomerizing] 1-like. Gene Ontology annotation, molecular function: L-glutamine:D-fructose-6-phosphate transaminase (isomerizing) activity; carbohydrate derivative binding. Gene Ontology annotation, biological process: UDP-N-acetylglucosamine metabolic process; fructose 6-phosphate metabolic process; protein N-linked glycosylation. The record is from RefSeq and is a predicted model, not a curated record. Lineage: Eukaryota; Viridiplantae; Streptophyta; Magnoliopsida; Rosales; Rosaceae.
ACCAUACAUUCACCCACCCAAGCUGCAAUCUGCAUUCUGCAGUGUCUCAAUCUUCUAGAGAGACGAUUGUCAGUCCAUUUUUACAGAUCCCACGAACACGAUAAAGUUAAAAAUUCAAAUCCCAAGAGAAAGUCAAAGGUCAAAUUUACGAGUUGAUCUUUCCUUCGUCUUCUCUUUCUCUCCCCAGAACCCAGAACAAGUCGCAGAAGAAGAAGAAGAAGAGAAGAGAGAGAGAAAUCAGAAAUGUGUGGGAUAUUUGCUUAUCUGAAUUACAACGUCAACAGAGAGAGGCGUUACAUUCUGCAGGUGCUAUUCAAUGGCCUGAGGCGUCUGGAAUACCGGGGCUACGAUUCCGCCGGGAUUUCAAUCGACCAUUCUUAUUCCUUCGAUCCAAACACCCCCCAAUCUUCCCCGCCUCCCCCCCUCGUUUUCCGCCAGGAGGGAAAUAUCGAGACCCUCGUCAAAUCCGUCUACCAAGAGGUUGCUGAAACAGAUUUAAAUUUGGAAGAAUCUUUCUCUCACCAUGCUGGAAUAGCGCACACCCGGUGGGCCACUCAUGGAGAGCCAGCUCCAAGGAACAGCCAUCCACAGAGCUCUGGUUCUGGAAAUGAAUUUUUGGUUGUUCACAAUGGAGUCAUCACUAAUUAUGAGGCCUUAAAGGAAUCACUAGUUCGGCACGGAUUCACCUUUGAAUCUGAAACAGAUACAGAAGUAAUUCCAAAGCUUGCCAAAUAUGUUUAUGAUAAAGCUAAAGAAGGAGAAGGUGACCAGACUAUCACAUUUAGUCAAGUUGUGCUUGAGGUUAUGAGGCAUCUUGAAGGUGCAUAUGCCCUGAUUUUUAAAAGCCAGCAUUAUCCAAAUGAGUUGAUUGCUUGCAAGCGUGGCAGUCCGUUGCUCCUUGGUGUCAAAGAAUUUAACGAAAAUGCUAGCGGUGGAUCAGCAUUUCACGAUGAUAAUUUCCUUUCAAAAAGUGGACAUGCUAAAGAACUCUUUUUGUCCAGUGAUGCCAAUGCUGUAGUUGAACACACUAAAAAGGUGUUGGUGAUUGAGGAUGGUGAAGUGGUACAUCUGAAGGAUGGAGGUGUUUCUAUCCUGAAGUUUGAUAAAGGACAGCAUGGUGGACUUUCAAGAGUUGCAUCAGUACAACGAGCGUUGUCCAUUCUUGAGAUGGAGGUUGAACAAAUAAACAAAGGGAGUUACAAACAUUAUAUGCAGAAAGAAAUUCAUGAACAGCCUGAAUCUUUGACUACCACAAUGAGGGGGAGGCUUUUACGUGGAGGUUCCUGCAAAGCCAAGACUGUUCUCCUUGGUGGACUGAAGGAUCACCUUAAAACAAUUAGGCGAAGCAGGAGAAUUGUUUUCAUCGGUUGUGGUACAAGCUACAAUGCUGCUUUAGCUGCAAGACCCAUCUUGGAAGAACUUUCUGGUAUUCCUGUCACAAUGGAAAUUGCUAGUGAUUUGUUGGAUCGGCAAGGACCUAUAUAUAGAGAAGAUACAGCUGUCUUUGUCAGUCAAUCUGGUGAAACAGCAGAUACUCUGAGUGCUUUGGAAUAUGCGUUAGAAAACGGUGCAUUAUGCGUUGGCAUAACUAAUACUGUUGGUAGUGCUAUAGCCAGGAAUACACACUGCGGUGUUCAUAUAAAUGCUGGCGCUGAGAUUGGUGUGGCAAGCACCAAGGCAUACACGAGUCAAAUAGUGGUGAUGGCUAUGCUAGCACUAGCUAUAGGAGGUGACACAAUUUCCAAUCAAGCACGAAGGGAGGCUAUAAUUGACGGUUUAUUUGAGUUGCCAAACAAAGUCAGAGAGGUCCUGAAGCUUGACCAGAUGAUGAAGGAUCUUGCACAGGAACUGAUAGCUCAUCAGUCACUUCUUGUGUUUGGGAGAGGAUACAACUACGCAACAUCUCUAGAGGGUGCUUUGAAGGUAAAGGAAGUGGCCCUUAUGCACAGUGAAGGAAUACUAGCGGGUGAAAUGAAACAUGGUCCUUUGGCUUUAGUUGAUGAAACUCUCCCCACAUUUGUGAUUGCCACCCGUGAUGCUUGCUUCAGUAAGCAGCAAUCAGUUAUUCAGCAGCUUCGUGCCCGUAAAGGUCGACUCAUAGUAAUGUGUUCGAAAGGAGAUGCUGCAUCAGUGUGCCCCGGGGGGUCUUGUCGAGUGAUUGAAGUUCCUCAGCUUGAGGAUUGUCUUCAACCCGUGGUUAAUAUUAUUCCAUUGCAGCUUCUGGCAUACCAUCUCACCGUUUUAAGAGGUUUUAACGUGGAUCAGCCUCGGAAUCUUGCGAAGAGCGUGACUACUCAGUAAACCAGGUUUCAUGGAUGGACAUACUUGAGUAUACUUGUGUGCGUUUCUAAAUUAUGCCAAGAAGGAUUUUAGGACCUUAGCGGAAUGUAAUGCUGCUAAAAACACCUGAUUUUUUAGAGAUUAUUUUGCUGAGGCUGUAAUAUGUAUGCUGUUGGUAAUGUGUGAUGCUGCUGAGGUUGUACGUCUUCCACUUUGUAAAUCUUUUCGUACUAGGAAGUCGGAACAAUACUAACCACCCUGUCCCUCCUCCCUCUUCCGACCAAGUUUGUUUACCUUCCUUUAUUAACCUGAUUUCAGGUUUCUCCAUCCUA